Molecule: messenger RNA, 2376 nt
Organism: Gasterosteus aculeatus aculeatus (three-spined stickleback)
Lineage: Eukaryota; Metazoa; Chordata; Actinopteri; Perciformes; Gasterosteidae
Source: RefSeq, a predicted model, not a curated record
GGAGGUUUGUUGUUAUUUACCGCAGGCCGGUCGCGCGUCUCCGCGCUGCGGGGGAGCUGCUCCGCGGCCAUGUUGCCUCGCCGAUGCGCGCUGCCGGCUGGGUGGGGAGAGGAGAGCCUCCUCCUCAGCCUCCUCCAGCAGACAUCUUCUCAACAAGUCCUCCUCCAGACGCACGUGACCCCCACGGAUCCGGGGUGAAAGCCGCGUGCGUGUGCGUGCGCGUGUGCGCGUGCGUGCGUGCGCGGGUACGGUGUGUUGUUUACUGGUGUUGUUGUGGUUUCAAAUCCGCUGAAACGUGUUUCUUUUUGUUACGCUUAAUUGUUAAUGAGGCGCCAGUGCGACGCCACCUGCCGGCGGAAUGCGGGGAAAGAAAAACACUCUCGCCGUGAGGUGCGUUCAGGUGGAGGAGGAAGAACUCGUACAUCUCCACACUGUGAAGAUAAUCCUGCGUUGAUCGUGGGUCCCUACAGUGAAGAACGAGUAAGCGGCUCGUAGGGGCGGAGCUCCGGAGGAGGGACUUGAAGGCCACGUGACGUCAUAUCCCUGCGACGCACGUGUGCGCGGAGAGAGUCGCGGAGAUGGCUGCAGAAAGGCUUCAGUUCCAUGAGAUGGGCUUAGACGACCGGCUUCUAAAGGCGGUUGCAGACCUGGGCUGGUCCCAGCCGACCCUCAUCCAGGAGAAGGCCAUCCCUUUGGCGCUGGAGGGGAAAGACCUGCUGGCGCGAGCUCGCACCGGAUCGGGGAAGACCGCCGCCUACGCCGUCCCGGUCAUCCAGCGCAUCCUGGCCUCCAAACAGAGCGUCCGCGAGCAGGACGUGCGAGCCCUGAUCCUGGUUCCCACCAAAGAGCUGGGUCAGCAGGUCCAGGCCAUGAUCCGGCAGCUGGCGGCCUUCUGCUCCAGGGACGUCCGAGUGGCCGACGUCACCGGGAAAACGGACCUGUCCGCUCAGAGGCCCGUCUUAAUGGAGAAGCCCGACGUGGUCGUGGGGACGCCGUCCCGCGUGCUCGCCCACCUCGCCGCGCAGAACCUGGUGCUCCAUUCGUCCCUGGAGAUGCUGGUGGUCGACGAGGCCGACCUGCUCUUCUCCUUCGGCUUCGAGGCCGACCUGAAGAGCUUGUUGUGCCACUUGCCGAAGAUCUACCAGUCGUUCCUGAUGUCGGCGACCUUCACCGAGGACGUUCAGGCCCUGAAGGAGCUGCUGCUGCACAACCCCGUGGUCCUGAAGCUCCAGGGCUCUCAGCUCCCCGACAGCAGCCAGCUGCAGCAGUACAGCAUCAAGUGUGAGGAGGAGGACAAGUUCCUGCUGGUCUACACGCUGCUGAAGCUGCGUCUGGUCCAGGGGAAGACGCUGGUCUUCGUGGGCACGGUGGACCGGAGCUACAGACUCAAACUCUUCAUGGAGCAGUUCGGUAUUCCCGCCUGCGUGCUGAACUCGGAGCUGCCCGUCCAGUCCAGGUGUCACAUCAUCACGCAGUUCAACCAGGGCUUCUACGACUACAUCAUCGCCACAGACGAGCAGAGUCUGGCGAACCCGGCCGCCGCGCCGCCGGCCGGCAAAGGGAAGAAGAAGAGGAGCUCGGAGAGAGCAGGAAAGUCAAAGGACAAAGAGUUCGGGGUCUCCAGAGGGGUCGACUUCCAAAACGUCGCCAACGUCCUCAACUUUGAUUUCCCCUUGACGGUGGAGUCGUACAUCCACCGGGUGGGGAGGACGGCGAGGGCGGACCACCCCGGCACGGCGCUGUCCCUGGUCCUCCCACACCGGAGCUGGCGCCUGGCCGAGGUGGAGGAGGCGCUGGCGGGAGAUAAUGCCGACUCUGUUCUCAAACCGUACACGUUCAGGAUGGAGGAGAUCGAAGGCUUCAGGUACAGGUGCAGGGACGCCAUGCGCUCCGUGACGAAGCAGGCGGUGAGGGAGGCCCGGCUGAAGGAGAUCAAGCAGGAGCUCCUCAACUCGGAGAAACUCAAGACGUAUUUCGAGGACAACCCCAGAGACCUUCAGCUGCUCCGACACGACAAAGACCUCCACCCUGCCGUCAUCAAACCCCACCUGAGGAACGUCCCCGAGUACCUCGUUCCUGAGACGCUGAAGGGCUGCGUGAACCCGCUGUCCGCCCGCAGGAGGAGGAAGACGGCGCUCCGAUCGAAGCCGGCCGGAGUCGUGAGGAGCAGCUUCAAGAAGAACCUCGGUGGGAAGAACCCUCUGAAGAGCUUCCAGUACAGCGGGGCGAGGAGCAGCCGGUCGUAGCCACGGAAACCGGCGAGCGCCGAAGCCUUCGCCAGGAGGACUCGUGAGGAGUUCAGUAUCUGUUCUUAUUUCUGAUGAAUGUGUUGUGGAAACAUUGAGGAUGUUGUUAAAAUAAAGUGAUUUCUUCUUA